Molecule: messenger RNA, 3438 nt
Organism: Hyposmocoma kahamanoa
Lineage: Eukaryota; Metazoa; Arthropoda; Insecta; Lepidoptera; Cosmopterigidae
Gene: TBPH
Product: TAR DNA-binding protein 43
Exons: 1
Coding region: 83-1318 (411 amino acids)
Biological process (GO): regulation of gene expression
Cellular component (GO): nucleoplasm
Molecular function (GO): RNA binding
Source: RefSeq, a predicted model, not a curated record
GUACAUUUGUAUAGUGUUAAGUAUAAUAUCUGUGUUUAUUUUUAUCAAUUUUUAAUCUAAUAUAGUUCAUGUGUAAGAAAUAAUGUCCUUCGAAUACUUGCCCGUGGCGGAAGACGAAAAUGAAGAGCCUAUAGAGUUACCAAUCGAAGAAGAUGGAACGUUGAUGUUAAGUACCGUAUCUGCGCAGUUUCCUGGUUGUUGCGGAUUAAAAUAUCGCCAUCCUGAGACGAAAAACAUUAGAGGAAUCAGGUUAAGAGAUGGCAGGCUCUAUCCUCCCCCAGAGGGAUGGGGUAACCACUUGUACAUAUGCAGCUUUCCAAAGGAGAACAAACGCAAGCCAGGUGAAAACUCGGAAAGCUCUUCAAGCAAGAACAAAAAGAACGAUAACCUAUGUUCAGAUCUAAUAGUACUCGGGCUGCCGUGGAAGGCAACUGAGCAAACCGUGCGCGAGUAUUUUGAGAAAUUCGGAGAUGUUUUGAUGGCUCAGCUGAAGAGAGACCCUAAAACUGGCAUGUCUAAAGGAUUCGCCUUCAUCAGAUUCGCUAAUUACACGUCCCAAAUGAGAGUGCUAGCACAGAGGCACAUGAUAGAUGGAAGGUGGUGUGAUGUGCGAAUACCCAACUCUAAGGAGGGCUCAGUCACAUCAAUGCCCUGUAAAGUGUUUGUUGGCCGCUGUACUGAAGAUAUAUCAGCUAAUGAUCUAAGGGAGUAUUUUUCACAGUUUGGAGAAGUGACAGAUGUAUUUAUUCCAAAGCCAUUUAGAGCUUUUAGUUUUAUAACAUUUUUGGAUCCAGAAGUUGCACAAAGUCUAUGUGGUCAAGAUCAUAUUAUAAAAGGCGUGUCUGUAAAUGUUUCAAAUGCAUCACCAAAGCAGAACAAGAGUGGUUCUAAUCAACGUAACUUACCAGCUAGAAUUUAUGAUGAUGGACAUCCUCACAAUGCCUCCAACAAUAAUUCUUGGAGUAGCCGCAACAUGGAUAUGGUGAAUAUGCAAGCAUUGGGAAUGUCAGGUCAGCAUGGACAGACUGCUGUGGCUGGUGGUGGUGGACAGGGCCAGGGAGGCAGCAUGCCUUUAGGCAUGGGUGGUUUGCCUGUGAAUCAAGCUUUAGUGGCUGCUGCAUUGAAUCAAGCAGCUGGCUGGGGCCUCAUCAACAAUAUACCAUCUGGUGGCUCAGAGCAGGGUGCAUUCGCCGGCCCUGCAUCAUCAGCCCCGCCAGCCCCUCCCAACUUCCUCUCGUGGAUGCAACAAGGUAACUCUGCACAGGGACCUUCUAGUCAGUGGGGACAGCGACACCAAUCCCAAGGCCACUCUGUUUGAUCCUAUAUCUGAUUUAACAAGCUCAUGAUAAUCUCUGUGAUUGUAGCGACAAUUAGAUAAAUAUCAUUUUGUCUUUUUCUAUGUAUAAUACAACUGGGUUGUUCUGUUGGUGAAGAGUGGUUUACCUGAUUUGCUACUGAUGUUAUUUAUUAUGGAAUUGCUUGUGAUUUGUUGAUUUUCUUAAAACCUAUAUUAUAUUAAUGAAAACUAGAAUAAAAUUGAGAGGACAUACAUUCAACAGUAGGUAAAUUAUGUAUGUUUAUUAUUAUAUUUGAAUAAUUUAUUGUUGUGCUUUGUUUGUUAAUGAUAUAUAACUUUAUCAAAAAAUUUCCUUUUAACAUUAUUACAUCAGCAAAAAAUAAUUAUUCCUGUUUAACACUUUUACGCUGGUCAACAAUUUUGACAUUUUGGGUGUAAACUACAGAUUCAUUUUUUAUUCCAUAAAGGCAAGAUUCUUUCGUACAUGAACUUCAUUCUCAUAAUUCUUGGAACAAAUAUUUAUUACAUUUAUAGCAAUUGUGUUUUGAUAAUUAUAUUAUUUCAAAAUUUAUAGAAAUGGUGGUGGAUCAUAUCAAUUCUCCCAUUAUUGUUUUUUAUAGUCGUUAGGUUGAGGAGCACCUCAAUCUUUUACUGGCAAUAAAAGAUGUGCCCUUUACUUAUGAACUGUUGCUCUUGAACCUUUGUGUUUUAAUUAACUAUUGUAUUAACAAUAAUUUUCAGAUUAUACUUGUCUAUUUCAUGUCAGAACUGUAGGUAGGGGAAACUGUAUUAUUUUUACCAUUAUUAUAACUGCAAGUCAAUGAUUUCUUUGUAAUUUGGCAAUUUAACAGAGACUGUUGAAUUCCUAUUCUACAAUCAAGAUUAUAGUCAACAAGGGACUCACACUCUUGCAUAAAAUACUAAAGAUUAAUUAAGAAAUGUGUCCAUAUAGUGAGAUCUUAAUGAGAUGUAGGUAAUGACGCAUAAUAAAUUGAUUAUUACCUCAAGAACGCACUAAAGUGCGUCAGCGCGCUAUCGACCAACUUAUUGUGCUUAAUUUGCAAUUGUUUAAUAUCACCAGUCUACAAUAGAUACUAUAUGAAUGUAAUAGAAUUAGGAGAAUUGCUGUGGUUUUGUACAUUAAUAGGUAUAUGUUUUAACAACAGAAUGUUGAAAAUUCUUACUUGUACAGUAAAAAAUAGAAAUCUAUUGAAUUGUUAUCCGUUAUUUAUCAAAUAAUGUUGAUUAUUAUAAAUUUAUUACGUAUGUUUCCUCAGGUGGGUGAGCAUUGAGAAUUGAGAAAAGAUGAAUAUUUUUGACAAAAUAAAUGGUUCAAGUAUUUUUGUGAAUCAGCGAGGAGUUAUUUUUUAAUAUUGAGUAAUUGUAACUGUAGAACACUGAUCUAAACCACUGUAUAUAAAACUCUUGGACAAAACCAGAGGAUGUACAAAUUUUAAGACUGCAAAUACUUAAUAUUCAAAUGUAUAACACCAUUAAUGUAAUUAAUUGAAUUUCAACUGUCCCUGACUACUAUACAAAUAUUUCAAAAUUACACUUUAUAGCUUGUAGAUGUAUAAUCUUAAUUUUGAAACAAAUUGCUGAAGGAACAGAUUGGGCUUUUAAAGUGUACCCCUCCCGUAAAUUGUAAUUGUUAAGUACAAAGGACCUCAGUGUGUUAGGUACUAAUAGACGUGAAAGAAUAUAUCCUCAAACAUACGACUUCCUUUGCAAUUGUAUUGUUAUGCCCUUGGGAAUCGAAACACACUUGUAAUUAAUAUUAAUUUCUUAUGUAUAUAGAUUUAUUGUUGACUUCUUAUGAUAUCAUCCAUGGUUGAUCAACGCGCCAUAACUGUAUGUUCGUUUUCUUUUAAUUAAAGUUGAAAUUUAUUUGUGGGGAUUUGGAAUUGUUUUUCUUGUGUAGGUAUGUUUUCGCUUGAUUAGUUGUUUUAUUAACUUAUUAUGGCAAUUGUUGUUUUGGUUCUAAUUUAUGCAUGUCAGUUUAAUGUAAGGUUUUUUGUGUGUUUAGUACAUAAUAUAGGAUAAACAAUAUUAUGUAUAAUUUCGGAAGUCCUUAAAUCAAGAAGUCAAUUGGAUCAAAAAAUUUACUUAGAUAGUUACACAACUAACGUCUUUAGUACAGG